This is a messenger RNA of Fusarium sp. VM40, 1203 nucleotides long. The record is from the annotation of a GenBank genome assembly. NCBI's taxonomy places the organism in Eukaryota, Fungi, Ascomycota, Sordariomycetes, Hypocreales, Nectriaceae.
AUGAAGUUAGUCUCACGCAAGGUUCCCAAGACCCUCGAGGACGAGACCGUCUCUCUCCUCCCCGAGGAUCCCGAAGAUAUGUGGCAUGCAUACAACCUCAUCCUCUCAGGGGACAUCAUCCACGCUCACGCCAUCCGUAAAGUAGUCACAACUUCAAGCACCGGAAGCACGGCCUCUGAGCGUGUCCACACAGAACUGGCUAUCAAAGUGAAGUCCACUUCCUUUGACCCCGUUAUCUCAUCACUCCGAGUCUCUGGUACUGUCGUUGCAGAGAACCCAUAUGUCACACUUGGCUCUCAUCACACACUCGACCUUGAGGUCAACCGUCCAUUUACUAUUAUCAAGCCGGAGGGAUGGGACUCUGUUGCAAGAGCUACUCUACAAGAGAGUCUGUCUGACGACAAGGAUGGAGCCGUAGCAGCUGUUGUCAUGCAAGAAGGACUCGCCAAUGUCUGUCUCAUCACGCAGUUCCGGACCGUCCUAAAGGUCCGCAUUGAGAGUGUGAUCCCCAAAAAGCGAGAUCUAGCCUCCGACCAAGACGCAGGUAUGCGCCGCUUCUAUGAGAAGACGCUAUCGACACUUCUACGGACCAUGGACUUCACACAGUCGCGACCAUUAUUACUGGCCAGUCCAGGCUUUGUCGCUGGAGACUUUAAGCAAUACAUUGCCAAUCAAGGUCGUGAUAAGGCAGAUAAGGUGCUUACAGCCGUGGCCAAGCAGGCCACAGUGGUUCACUCCAACUCUGGUCAUGUCCACAGCCUCAACGAGAUAUUAAAGAGCCCCGAGGUCCUGUCCAAGAUGAAGAACAUGAAGUUUGCCCGCGAGACGCAGUACGUCGAUCAAUUCUUCGACAUGCUGAAGCUAGACGACGGGCGCGCAUGGUACGGUACCUCUGCUGUCGAGAAGGCAGUCAACGACGGCGCCGUGGGUCCAGGUGGUGGUGUUUUGUUGGUCAACAACUCGUUAUUCCGCAGCGAAGAUCUUGCUCUUCGCAAGAAAUACGUUGCUCUGGUUGAAAAGGUGAGAAGUGAUGGCGGCGAGGCGAGAAUCCUUAGCAGUGACCACGAGAGCGGACAGCGAUUGAAGAUGCUGGGAGAUAUCGCUGUCAUCCUCAACUACCCAAUGCUGGAUCUCGACGAUGAUGAUGCCGACGAAGAUAAUGACGGUACUGGAGAACCCAGUAUGGAGAAUAGUGUUAUCUAA